UCUUGCCUUCGGCUUUGUCAGCGUGAGUCGGGAAGAUUCGCUUACACGGGCGGAAAGACGAAGGAAAGACCACUGUUUCCAGAACAGCUCGCAAAAAGAAAUGUCGGCUUAUUCCCGAACCUUUUAAGCACAGCGGGGAAUCGGUUUAGGAGAGCAGUUUGGAGGACCGUAGCAGUGUCCCACGUGUCCAUCCUCCGGAGAUGUGUUUGUGAGCGGUAGAAGCGGACAGCACCGAGAUGAGCGCGAGCCCCGCGGCGUCCGGCGCGGUGCCCUGUCGCUUCGCCCACUACUUCGCUGUUUGUGGGAUAGACACAGAAACGGGACUGGAGCCGGACGAGUUAACAGCUUUGUACCAAUGGCUUGAAGCCGACCGCCAAGGCAGGGAUCAAGAUACAGCAGCCACAGGUGAAAACUCAGAGCAAAGUCCCCUGAAGAGGAAAUUCAAGUCCAAAGUUCUGGCCCACUACCCUGAGAAUAUUGAGUGGAACCCAUUCGACCAGGAUGCUGUCAACAUGCUGUGUAUGCCUAAAGGACUGUCGUUCCAGACGCAGGCAGAUCCACGUGAUCCUCAGUUUCACUCCUUCAUCAUCACCAGGGAGGAUGGUUCUCGAACUUAUGGCUUCGUCCACACCUUCUAUGAGGAGGUGACCAGCCCGCAGAUCUGCUCCGCCAUGCAGACCCUCCACCAGAUGCACAAUGCAGAGCAUGCCUCCACCAACCCCCAUUCCUCCUCCUCUUCCUCCUCCUCCAGCAUGGACUCUCUGACCAGCAGUUUAGACGAGGCUGACUCCCCCCCCUUCUCAUCCACCUUACCUUCAUCUCGGGCAGCAGGUGGCUAUGACUCGUCACGGGACACCCUCUAUGUGUCCAAAGCGUUGUGUCUGGUCACUACCAUGCCAUUCAUGUACGCAUGCCGCAACUUCCUGUCACAGCUACACAGGGCUGUUACAGCAGCCACUGCCCCCCCACUACCACUUGAGAGCUACAUUCACAAUAUCCUGUAUGAGGUGCCACUGCCUGCUCCAGGCCGAACGCUCAAGUUCCACGGUGUAUAUGAGCCCAUUGUGUGCCAGAGGCCUGGCUCGGGAGUAGAAAAUCUGGUCCAGGUGUUCACCUGCAACCUGCUGGAGAUGCAGAUCCUCCUCUGCUCAAAGGACUACCAGCGGUUGAUGACAGUAGCAGAGGGCAUCACUACCCUGCUGUUUCCGUUUCAGUGGCAGCAUGUCUAUGUUCCUAUCCUGCCAGCCUCCCUCCUCCACUUCCUGGAUGCUCCUGUUCCCUACCUAAUGGGCCUGCAGUCAAAAGAAUGCACAGACCGCUCCACGCUGGAACUUCCUCAGGAGGCCAACUUGUGUUUUGUGGACAUUGACAACCACUACAUCGAGCUUCCAGAGGAUUUACCCCAGUUCCCCAACAAGACUGAGUUAAUCCAGGAGCUCAGUGAGGUUCUGCUGAGUUUUGGAAUUUCUGCCAACAUAGGGGCCCCGCCAAGAACCCGUACCAGUUCCCCCAGAAACCCCUCCACAUCCAGAAGGGAGUGCAAGACUGUCACCCUUCAACAACUGGAGGACGACGGGCGUAAUGGCAACCUGGCUGGGGAGGAGCUCACUAUGCUGGAGCUGCUGCAGGGGAAUGCCACCUUGGAGAGACUGCAUGCACUGACCGAACGCACCGGGGUGACUGUGGCCCGCGUGGAUGCUCUUAGGGCGAGCGUUAAAGCUCAGGGGAUUGACAGGCAGAGGGCAGCUGAGGAGGAGGAACUAAGGAAUGCCAAGCUGAAUGUUCAGCUGAGGGAAGUGUUUGCCAGCCGCUUCACCACCAUGUUUGCUGACUAUGAAGGAUUUGUCAUUCAGAGUGCGCCAGACCUGGAGUCGUGGCUCACCAACAGGGAGCAGAUGCACAACUUCGAUAAGGCCUCAUUCCUCUCAGAUCAGCCUGAGCCUUACCUCCCCUUCCUCUCCCACUUCAUUGAGACGCAGAUGUUCGCCACCUUUAUUGAUAACAAGAUCAUGUCCCAGUGGGAGGAGAAAGAGCCACUGCUUCGUGUCUUUGAUGCGCGCAUCGACAAGGCUCGACUCUACAAUGUGCGUGCUCCCAACCUACGAUCCUCCAACUACCAGAGAUGCUCCAUCCUUAGGGAGUCUGCUCAGGCCAUUGAGCAGCGGCUCAUGAAGAUUGACCACAUAGCCAUCCACCCCCACCUGCUGGACAUGAAGUUUGGUCAGGGCAAAUAUGAGCAGGGAUUCUUCCCCAAACUUCAAGCUGAUGUGCUGAACACUGGGCUGAUCAAUAGCAAGUGGUUUCAUAGGACAGCGACGGCACAGCGAAGGAAAGACCACAGCAUACAACAAACAGAGCAUCUGAACGCUGAUAACGACCUGAAAGAGAUGGUUGAGGGCUGUCUGGUCCAGCAAAACUCCAUGGCAUUUUGGGAGUGGGACAUUGCGCCCCCUCUCUCUAUCAAACCGCCUAAAAAAUCCGCCUCUGCAUCCUGCCUGAAGUACAUGCAGGAGGCCCGCAGCCUGGGGAAGAAUCUUCGACUGCCCAAACUUUCGGAUCUGUCUCCUGCUGUCAUUGCCCAGACCAACUGGAAGUUUGUGGAAGGUCUACUCAAGGAGUGUCGUAUGAAGACCAAGCGAAUGCUGGUGGAGAAGAUGGGCCGGGAAGCUGUGGAGCUGGGUCAUGGGGAGGCCAACAUCACUGGCCUGGAGGAGAACACUCUGAUCGCCAGCCUCUGUGACCUGCUGGAGAGGAUCUGGAGUCACGGGCUGCAGGUCAAACAGGGGAAAUCCGCCCUUUGGUCCCUCCUGCUGCACUACCAGGCCAGAGAGGAGAAGCUGGAGGAGCAGCACACAGAGUCAUCAUUGUCACGUGUUCCUGAGAGGAAGAAGUCUGACUGUUCCAUAUCAAUGCCAUCACUCCGUGUGUCUCUGUUACAGGACAUGAGUCAUAUCCAGAGGAUGUCAGAGAUUAAGACAGAUGUAGGCCGAGCCAGAGCCUGGGUACGUCUGUCCCUGGAAAAGAAGCUGCUCUCUCAGCACCUCAAACAGCUGCUGUCCCGACAAGCCUUAACCAGGAAGCUGUACAAGCGUUAUGCCUUCCUGCGCUGUGAGGAGGAGAAGGAGCAAUUCCUCUUUUACCUGCUGUCUUUGAAUGCCGUUGACUACUUCUGCUUCACCAGCGUCUUCACCACCAUCAUGAUCCCAUAUCGAGUCGUCAUUAUCCCCAUCAAGAAGCUGAGCAACACCAUGACCACCUCCAACCCCUGGGUGUGUGUGUCAGGAGAGCUGGGGGACUCGGGUAUCAUGCAGAUCCCCAAGAGCUUCCUGGAUAUGACAUUUGAUUGUCAGAACCUGGGAAAGCUGACGACAGCUCAGUUGGGUCAUGAUAACGCUGGCCUCAUAGCUAAAUGGCUGGUGGACUGUGUCAUGGUGCGCAAUGAGAUCACAGGACACACAUACAGGUUCCCAUGUGGACGAUGGCUUGGUAAGGGUGUGGAUGAUGGCAGCCUGGAGAGGGUUCUGAUUGGUGAGCUGGUGGUGCCAAGUAAAGACGAGGAUGGGGGGAGAGGCUGCCGUACGCCUCCACUGCAGCAUUCUUCAUCCCAAACCACUGGCAUGACAUCACUGUCCGGACGAGAAUACAAACCAACUUCUGACCAAAUCCAAGAGGGCAUUGGUGACGCAGUGAACAACAUUGUCAAACACUUUCAAAAGCCAGAGAAAGAGAGGGGCAGCCUGACAGUGCUGUUAUGUGGGGAGAACAGCUUGGUGGCUACUCUGGAACAGUUCUUUCAUCACAGCUUCAAGUCUGCCCGGCUCUUCCAGAGGACUGUGUUCGUGUGGGACUUUGUUGAAAAGGCUGUUGCCUUCCUGCAGCCAGCUGACCAGAUGGUUGACAUGGGGUUGAACUGUCAGUCACUCUGUCACUACAUCAAUGCGAUCAACUCUACACCCAGGAACAUUGGGAAGGAUGGCAAGUUCCAGUUGCUGGUGUGCCUCGGAGCCAGAGACCGUCUGCUGCCCCAGUGGCUGCCCCUGCUGGUGGAUUGUCCUGUGAUCCUGCAGAUGUAUGAGGACACAGCCCUCCUUAGAGACCACACUACUGUCAGUGCCCUCAUCGGAACCCUGCAGACUCUUCACAACUUCCCUAUCAAACUGGAAUCCUCACUGAUCAAAGGCAUUGACCUUUAACCCCAGAAGAGGACCAUUGGGUAGCCACACAUUUUUCUCCAAUGCCUUCCUCACUACUACCACCAAUUACAACUGCGCUGCUCUAAUUUAGCCAACGGGCUCUGCAAUUAGGCACAUUACCAGGGAAGGAGGAAAUGAGGAACAGGGAACAUUCAACUUUCAGUGGCGUUUAGUUACCAAAGAAAAAUGUUUCCAUAUUUCAUGUGAGAAUUCAGAUCUUUGGAUUAACUAUAAACUUGGAUGUGGUAUGAUAAAUCCAACAAUGGCCCCCGCUACACAUAUCAAAUACUGCACAUUACAGUGUUUAGUGUUGUAAACAUACCAUCACAUACUGACUUUCUACCUUGCAGGUAGCUUUUGGUUUCGGGUCAGUUCAGCAUGAAAUGCAAAACCACCAUCUCUCACACUCGUGACUGUCUUUGGCUCUCAGCUUCAAGCCCACUGUUUCCUUCCACUUUACAAAUAUAUAGUUUAAUUCAAGAAUAGAUAUAUAUUUUUUGUAGAAAACAGCUGGUCAAGACUUAUGUUGGUCUUGUCAUCUCACUCUCUGAAAGAAAGGAAACGUUCCCCAAAACCCAUUAGUUUGUUAAAGGUGCAUAAGCCAACAGCUGGUGUCAGUGUCUUCUCCACUUGGGAUAUUCAGACUUACAUUGGUCAGGAAUGUGAAAGUUUUUGAAAAGAAAUAAUAGCUAUUCUGUUUUAAGGGAGAUUUUUAAGGAUCAAGGAUUCCUAAAACUGCAGGACACUUCCCUUAAACAGGAGGAAAUAAGGAAUUUGCCGGGGGCUAUUUUCAGCAGCAGAUGUUGAUAUUUUCCUUUUUUAAUCAUUUCAUUGGUGAUUUGGGCUGUGAUAUGGUAUUUUUUGACAGAAAUGAGUAGGCAAUAUUUUAUAUAUAACAUAAGUAUUUCCGUUGUAUAAGAAACCAAUGCAAACUGUUAAUUGAUUGUGCCACAUGCAAAAGGAACGAUCAAAAUAUUUAUUUUUAUUCCUUAAAUUAAACAAUUCAACCCCUACUCUUCCAAACACACAAACUGCAUAUAGAAUGAAAAACGUUUUGUUUCUCUUUAGACAAUUCUUUGCCCUUUCAUAAAGUUUUGAUGAAUUAGGGAAUUUGCCACUGUAUAAAUGAAGGUGUUAAUAUUGUCAUUAUUACAUGUUAACAUUUUGUUGGAGGUAUAUUUAUUGUGACUCUGACUUCUAGAUCGAAGAUGAGGACAUAAAGUGGGGUCUACAACCCCAAUUCAUUGUAGUAUUGUUGCCUAUUCCAGUAUUGAGACUGAGGGACAUGGUCUGUCAUGUUUUGCUUCAUGUCUUUAUUUCAUGUAUUUAUUAUUUUUAAUUUUAAUCCGUUGUGAUCGUUUUAAGUUUGAUAAAGCUUUUAGAGGGAGAAACUUUCAUUUCUAUCAAGCAGUAAUGGUCUGCAAAUGGUAUGUAUUUUUAUAUAUGCAUUUUUCUAGUGUUGAUGACCACUUAAAGAGCUUUACUACAGGACAAUUUAUUGCCAUUCACCCGUUCACACACACAUUCAUGCACGGCAGGACUUUUUCUAUGGGGGACAAUUCAGGGUUCCGUAUCUUCCCCCAACCCUGAAGGCUCAGCUGCAGGACCAUUCACAGCUCCAAAGCACUGUAACCGAUCCUCAAUCUCAUACUGGAUUUGUUUGUGUGCACAUUGUUUUGCUGAGGACAUGCACUAGGGACUAUUGAGAUAUUCCCCAGACUACCACACAAUGUGCUUACUGGGCCUAUUUGUGACAUAAACAUAUAUAUUGUGAUGAGUUGUAUUAACCCCGAGUGGAUAGGCUGUAAGGAAAUGCUACUGACUGCCAUGAUGGUGGUGGUUGUGCAACCUCCUCGUAGCAAAAACAUUACCAGACAAAGAGUUCCAUGUGUGCUUUUGACUACUGUUGUGGCAUUUAUUUUGCCAGUUUAAAUAAAAGCAUGGUAUCGUGUGUGUGUGUAUAUAAACUACAGUCCAUGUAUGUACAUUGUUUUAUUUAAUGGGAAAUAUUAAAUGAGAACAAUGAGUAUAAAUAAACUUUUUGACAGUGA
Hippoglossus stenolepis (Pacific halibut) is the source of this 6244-nucleotide messenger RNA. RefSeq names its product DENN domain-containing protein 5B. Gene Ontology annotation, molecular function: guanyl-nucleotide exchange factor activity; small GTPase binding. Lineage: Eukaryota; Metazoa; Chordata; Actinopteri; Pleuronectiformes; Pleuronectidae. The record is from RefSeq and is a predicted model, not a curated record.